This is a messenger RNA of Pecten maximus, 2788 nucleotides long. Its product is annotated as mitochondrial glycine transporter B-like. Gene Ontology annotation, cellular component: mitochondrion. NCBI's taxonomy places the organism in Eukaryota, Metazoa, Mollusca, Bivalvia, Pectinida, Pectinidae. Gene Ontology annotation, biological process: glycine import into mitochondrion. The record is from RefSeq and is a predicted model, not a curated record. Gene Ontology annotation, molecular function: glycine transmembrane transporter activity.
AGGAUACCAUCAUGCUAUUAAGUUAGCUUUAGCCAAACAACAAUAUCGACACUACGACCAGGGACAGAACAGCAGAGUUUAGGACUGGUAUAAAGUGUCAGGAGGAACGACAGAUUAACCACAAUCUAUUUUACUGUUGAUAUAAUAAGAUCUGUAAGAUAACUUGUUUAGUUUGAGCGCUUACUAAAAGUGCACCUUGUCGACCGGAAGCGUUAUAUUUUGUAAACAUUUCGUCAUCAUUGAUCUUCAGCUUUCCUCAUCUUGUAUCAUGUUUUGACAAAAGCCAAGGGGUAAUACUGGUUACCCCAGGAUUUUCUGGAAUCCUAAGGAAGAAUUUCAACGACGCAAUCAAGUAGACAAUCCAUCUCUUCAAUCACAAUGGAAGUUUCACCAAUUCUGAAAUCGUUCCUUGCCGGAACGGUAAGUGGGUCCUGCUCUACUUUGCUGUUUCAACCGUUGGACCUCGUGAAAACUCGUAUUCAGACUUCAGUUACUUUUGGAUCUCCGGGAAUGGUGACAGUGGCACAUGCUGUUGUCCGCCAAGAUAAACUCCUUGGGCUGUGGAAAGGAUUGAUGCCCUCAUUUUCAAGGGCAGUUCCUGGUAUAGGAGUCUACUUCUCAUCUAUUCAUUACAUCAGAAGUAAAUAUGGAUCGGAGAAGCCUUCUUUGCUGGAGUCUGCGAUGACAGGAAUGUGUGCCAGAGCGAAUUCUGGCAUUGUAGUCAUCCCAUUUACUGUGCUCAAAACUAGAUACGAGAGUGGACUUUUCAACUACGGUAAUGGUGUGACCAAAGCGUUGGUUUUGACCUACAGAACAGAAGGCUGUCGUGCCUUGAUCUCUGGUCUCUCUCCAACAUUGAUGAGAGAUGUUCCAUUCUCUGGGUUGUACCUGAUGUUCUACACCUACUUCAAACAGAUUGUGAAUGACCAUACUGCUGAUGAGUCCAAGCGCCCUGCUCUUCAUUUCAUAUGUGGAUUGAAUGCAGGAAUGUUGGCUUCCCUCGUUACGCAACCUGCUGAUGUUGUCAAAACCCUUAUGCAACUAGACCCUAAAAAACAUGCCAAAGUAUUUGAAACAUCUAGAUAUGUGUUUGAGAAAUAUGGUGUGCAUGGGUUUAUGAGGGGCAUUGUUCCAAGGACCCUUCGGAGAAGUCUAAUGGCUGCUCUAGCCUGGACAGUUUAUGAUGGGGUCUCUCGCAGGUUUGGACUGAAAGGAUAAAGAUCUCCAUAUUCUACUAGACUGCAUUUAUUCAUUCCUAGGAUCUCAGCCAGAAUAUCUGUUCGAUAAACAAGUUGUACCAUUUGUGUUCACUUCUUUUUACAAGAAUUUGAAACAGCUGAUUUAUCAUUCACUAGCCAAUUGAAGGAAUAUAUUGCAGUGUAAAUUUUAGUCUUGAACUUGAAGCUAUAACCAAAGAAAGAAUAUCUGUUGGGAACAUGUAAAGUUGUGGAAUAAACUGGUCUGUUCAACUGAGUAUUCAGUCAGUUUUAAAGUAAAGGAACCUACCUACUGUAUGUAUUGGCUGUUAAUUAAAGUGUUUCUUUGCUGAAAACAAUGAAGUCUAUGUUACUAGAGUUUCUACGAUACUGACGUUAUGGUGUGUCUCUAGCUGUGAACUUGACAAGUGCUCACCAUUCAUGAAAACAUGGUCUUGUUUCAUGUGAAAUUUCAAGGAAUGCAGAAAAAACACCCUCAAAUGACUUGAUGGAUAAAGAAAGUUGAAAGAUAUACCUAUCAAAGUUGCAGAAGCACCACUAUGAAUUGUGAUAGGAAGUUGAGUUUUGUCUGUGGUGGAUGAGCUAUGAUGUACAUUCCUGAGCCAAAGACAAACACUAUUCCAAAUACAUAUAGUUGGAGUCUGGUACAGUUGAACACUCUAAAAGUGAAAUAUUUAAAUAUUGGACAAAAAUUGUUCCUAGAAUUCCAAUAUUGAGUUUGUACCUAGUGACCGGUACGACAUACUGUGAUGUUGAAUAUUGCUAUAGACAAGAAUUCAAAUACUCGUCACUUGUUCAAAUUUAUUUACAGUUGAGGAAUGGACAGUGAAUCUUUAAUUUUAUGACAGUACAAUGUGUUGAUUUUAAUUUAAUGUAUCGUAUGGCAGCAACCAUGGGAAAAACUUUUUAGUUAUCAAGUUUUAUAUUUUGACAUAUCUUAUAGUAAGGUAUGAUUGCCGAAAAGUUGUCCAGUUUAUGGAGAUAAACUAUUUUUCAAUUCAGCAAUUUAAAACUUUUAUGAAAAUUAUGUCAGAAGUUGAUUUGUAUGAAUGUUUAUAUGUAAGCAAGAUUGAACAUGCAUUUUAAAUAUUUAUGCCAAAUACAGCAACUGUGUGAAAGUAAAUGAAAGGAAUUGUUGGAAUUUAAGCUUAUAGUCAUGCAUGUAUUUGCAUUUUUAUUUUGAAUAUGAGCAAGCUUUGUAUGCAAGAAAUGUGUAUGUGCGUGGUGUAUUUAUGAAGAUACACCAAAUCAUUUGGGCUGUUCUGGGUAUAUUUGUUGCAAAAUAAUACAAGUAUUUAUUUUUAUAUAAAUUACUUCCAAUUUCAUGCAUGUUUCAUGCAUGCAUUUAAUCGGAGGGAAGUAUUAUCUUAUUGAGCAAUAUUUGGUCAAUUUGUGAUAAAAUUAUCAACCUUAAAAUCAUGUCCAUUUAGCAUUAAUUACAGUGGAUGUAGUUAUAUUUGAGGUAUGACUUUGUUCAAGUAUUGGAACAAAGUUCCAAAUAUUUUUGCUCAUUUAUUUGAGCAGUGCAAGAUAAUCAUUCCCAUUUAUUUAAUAAAAUGAUCAAUUGUGAA